AUGAAGAAGGGUACAAUAUUCAUACAACUACUUGCAGAAGAUAGGCACCUUGCAGCCCUCAGCAAGUUAGACAACAAUUUGGCAGCAGAAGUCUUGUUCCUGCACUAUAGGAUCGGCAUGACAAAUCACGGGCUAGAGCUGAACGGGAAGACGGCUGGUUGUGGGGGCGCAAGAUUGACACUUGCGCUCGCGAUCGCCUUCAGCUGCCUCUGCAGGAUUUCGGCCGCUGACACCCUAACUCCGGCCGAAGUUCUCAUCCUUGCUCCAGCCGCUGAUCACGCCCAAACUCUGUCGCUGAAACCCAUCGAGCACUCUGACAACGCCCCGGCCGAAUCAAAGCUCCUCCUCCUCCUCCUCCUCCUACCCCUCCUCCUCGCCACCGCUCUCCACCUCGCCCGCCUCCGCACCCGACCCGACCCAGCCCGCCCCCUCCCCCUCGGCUCCCUCGGCUGGCCCUUUCUGGGCGAAACAAUCGAAUUCAUCUCCGCCGCCUAUUCCCCCCACCCUGAGUCUUUCAUGAACCGCCGUCGCCUGUUGUACGGUAAUGUGUUCAAAUCGCACAUAUUCGGCAGCCCCACCAUCGUCUCCACCGACGCCGAAGUAAGCCGCUUCGUCCUCCAAAGCGACGCUCACGCCUUCGUCCCUUCAUACCCCAAAUCCGUCUCCGAGCUAAUGGGCGAAUCCUCCAUCCUUCUAAUAAACGGCUCCCUCCAGCGGCGCGUUCACGGCCUCAUCGGCGCCUUCUUCAAAUCCCCCCAGCUGAAGUCUCAAAUCACCACCGACAUGCAAUUUUACGUCCGACGGUCUCUGGCCACCUGGCCCGACACGACCCAGCCCAUUCUCAUUCAGAACCAGACCAAACAUAUUGUGUUCCAGAUUCUCAUCAAAGGGCUCAUCGGCCUCGAUCCGGGCGACGAAAUGGAUUUUCUCAAGAGCCAGUUCCAGGAAUUUAUUGCAGGAUUAAUGUCUCUUCCUGUCAAGUUCCCCGGAACCAGGCUUUACAAAUCCCUCCAAGCGAAGAAGAGGAUGGUGAUGCUUGUGAAGAAGAUUAUUGAGGAGAAGAGGAGAAGAAAUGAGAGUCGGCGUGGGAUAAGGCCGAACUCUAAGGACGUUAUUGACGUGCUUAUUAACGACACGAGUGGUCAGUUGAGCGACGACCUGAUUUCGGACAACAUGAUCGACCUUAUGAUUCCGGCGGAGGACUCCGUGCCGCUGCUCGUUACUCUGGCUGUUAAGUACCUCGGCGAAUGCCCUCUCGCUCUCCGGCAGCUCGAGGAGGAGAACAUGGAACUCAAGGAAAGGAAAUCUCAACAAGGUCAAGAUUUGGAGUGGAAUGACUUCAUGUCCUUAUCAUUUACACAAGAUGUCAUUACUGAGACACUAAGACUAGGAAACAUAAUAGGAGGAAUCAUGCGCAAGGCUGUGAAGGAUGUAGAGGUGAAGGGCCACUUCAUUCCCAAGGGUUGGUGUGUCUUCACCUACUUCAGGUCAGUUCAUCUCGACGAGGCCAUCUACGAGGACCCCCUCAGCUUCAAUCCAUGGAGGUGGAAGGAGAAGGACGUGAGUGCUUGCAACUUUACUCCUUUUGGAGGUGGGCAACGGCUAUGUCCCGGGCUUGACCUAGCCAGGCUUGAAGCUUCCAUCUUCCUACACCACUUUGUUACCAGCUUCACGUGGGUGGCGGAGGAGGACCAGGUGGUGAACUUUCCGACCGUGAGGAUGAAGAAAGGGAUGCCCGUACGUGUCACGAGGAAGCAGGGAGCGUGCGAGAGGAGCUCGUCCAUACGUGUGGAGUGCUAGACAAGGUGGCUAGGCCGGCUCGUACCAGCCAUAUGUGAAUUAUUAUGUAUAACUAUAUGAAAAGGAGCUGACUGUGGAGUUUAAGAUGAGGGGGGCAGAGAGUUUGGUCAAAGGGAUCCGACCCGCUUGACCCGAAAAUUGUGGCGGUCAGCUUUUGGACUAAUGAUAGAGCUUCGAAAUUUGUGAAGACUAAGUAAGCCGGUUAAUUACGCACCCACGCGUGUGAAUCUGAUGGUCGCACGUGGGGCCCUUCUUGUCAUGAUCACUGAGAAUCGUGUGGGGAGCUGGAGCAUGCAUGACCUGGAGGGCUUCUUUGGGAAGUGGUGGAUAUUGGAAGUCGGGGAAGUCACUUACAACGAAAAUGUUUCUUGCAUGGAGAAGUGGGGCCCUGCUGCCUGAGGGGAAGUGAUAUUUUGUAAUGUUUUUGGGUUUUAUGAGAAUUUAAAUAAGUGAGAAUGUGAGUUGGUAUGGAUGUAAAAUUGCAAGAUUUUUUUUUUUUUUUGAGAAAAUUAUGAGCUGAACCUUUACAGAAGAA
Molecule: messenger RNA, 2335 nt
Organism: Dendrobium catenatum
Lineage: Eukaryota; Viridiplantae; Streptophyta; Magnoliopsida; Asparagales; Orchidaceae
Product: cytochrome P450 90D2
Exons: 10
Coding region: 1-1800 (599 amino acids)
Biological process (GO): brassinosteroid homeostasis; sterol metabolic process; multicellular organism development
Molecular function (GO): heme binding; iron ion binding; oxidoreductase activity, acting on paired donors, with incorporation or reduction of molecular oxygen, NAD(P)H as one donor, and incorporation of one atom of oxygen
Source: RefSeq, a predicted model, not a curated record